AAAAAACCUGCUGGGCUAAAGCAACACUUUGCGUGCGACUACUUUCACUUUUCUUAACUACGAUAUUUCAAGAUGGCCGGAGCGACAGCUGCGCUGAACAACGAGGACCAUUCUCUUACGCCCAAUACUUCUGAAAUGUCAAGUUGUGACAAAAAUAUCAUCGAGAUAGCUCGUUCACUGACUCUGGACUAUAUUUCCUACCGGUUAAGGAGCAAACUUGAACAGAGCAAACUCCAAGGGUUACCUCGACAUUUCCUUAUUCCUCCUCAAUCGCCCACCAACGUAUUAACGAGUACUCUACGAAAACUGGCAACCGAUACGGAGGCAAAGUACCCUGAUUUAUUCGAAUCAGUUUGUAAAAAGUUAGAUAUAACACCAGUCUCGGCAUAUCGUACGUUCGUCUGUGUAGCACAAGAGAUUUUCCAAGAAGAAACGAAUUGGGGCCGAAUUGUGGCUUUGUAUGUGUUCAGUGGAGUCGUGGCUCACCAUUUCGUGGAAACGCAACGACCAGAAAUGGUUCAGAAGAUCGUGGAAUGGACUGUGUCCUUUAUUGCCCGUAACUUAUUGACAUGGAUUAGAGAAAACGGAGGCUGGGUAAGUCGUAACUCUGAAUUUUUCAAAUUUAUUCUCCUUUUUUUAUUUAUUUUAUAUUAUUUUUACUAUUUUUUGAUAUUUUUCUCUUUAUCUCGCCUACCAGCUGCAUCCUUGUAGUAAUUUGCUGAAUGCAAAUUUCAGUCUAUAUUUACAUUGAUUAUGAGUGAGACAUUCAUUUAUUCUGUCAAUGUCUCGUUUACUCUCGUGUCUCGAAUUGCUGACAUAUAGUAUUUUAAUGCAAAUUCUACAUGAAAUUUUCUGCCUUGACAAAAUUUAUAGGACCUUACUAAAGUAAACAAGCGAAAUUAAAAUUUCCCUUCAACAGCGGGAUACUAUUUCACCUCAGUAUGUUUUCUUCAACUUUCUUGACAUAAACAAUGUUUCUGUUUUCGUGGGCAGGUUGGGAUCUUGAUUUGAUGGGAUUAUUUGAAAUAAAAUUAAUUUGUAAGUCUAAUGUAAGACAAAUUUUCGGUUGAAGUAUUUAAAAAAAUUCCGUUUGUCAACCGUGGCAUCACUAUAUUGCCCUAUGGUUUUAAUCUUUGAUCACUCUCCAAAAUUCAAGUAAAGAUAUUUGAAAUUCUUAAUUUGCUAUUAUGUAAUAAAGCUUUUAAAACUUAUAGCGUGAACAAAACAAAAUUGAACCAUAAAUAUAUAUCAAGUGACAAAAUUUACUUUGUCUUCCCUUAGAGAUAGUUGUUCUUUUACUUUUUAGAAGGUUUAUUUUUAGUUAAGAACGGUAAAAAUUGUUAUUUUUUAGCCUUGCCUCAAUUCACCAUUUUUUUAAUUAUGAAGAUAUCACUGGCAUUAAGUUCAGUAUUUUGAUAUAGGCCAAUAGACUAGUUUUUUUUUUUCUUGUUGUUUUUUUUUUUCUUGUUUUUUUUUAGCUCACAAUUCUAGUUCAUUGUUGUGCUUAGUUGAUCUAAGUAUUGCAUAAUAUCUAAUCUAGAUUCAUUGCCUUAUUAUCUUGCUGGAACAAAAUUUGUUAAUUUAUAUGUUUCAUGAUUUUAUUUAUCACUUUAUUUUGCAAGUCUUGGGAGGUUGUGAUAUCGUGCCAAUAUCUUGUGUUUCCUUUGGAUGAAAGCUCUCUCGUUUAUUUUUGUUCAAUUUUUUCCUUUAUCCUCAACUAAUAGUUAUCAGCUUUAACUCAGCUGGUCAUAGAUGAUCAGAAUGACUAGCAAAAGUCAUCUUUUAACUAAAGUUUUUUUUCUAUUAGCUCUUUGUAGUACAUGCUGUUGGACAGACUUGUUGACAUCAGCACUAGACAUGAUGUCUUAAAAAUAGCUUUUUGAAAUUUUUUCCAAGGUGUUUACAAUAUAUCCAGAUACUAUGCUUUUUUAAUUUCUAUUUUGAAAAUCAAUUUUUUUUAUUGGAUCACACUCAAUUAUUAGUACAGGUAUAUUUUGUUUCUUUCACCUUUACUUUUCCCAAUGUUGUUAUAAGUGUCCUUGGGAAGGAGCUAUAUUCUUUUUUUAUAUGUUUUCCCAAUGAUAGAGUUGUCACCUUCCUUUGAUGGUCCAUAAUUGAUCUUGCAGUAUGGUCACCUUAACAAACUUUGCAGCUGGUAACAUUGACUGACACAAAAUUGCAGUUAUUCCAAUUUGGGAUCUCUGGGAGAGAGUUCCUUUUACUUGGUUUGGUUGUUACUCCAGAACUUAAUAGAUUUCUCAAAAACUGCUGGCUUUAUUACUGUGCACGGGUCAUUAAGGAGUGAUUGUGGAUAUUAUAACUAGUGUUCGUGUGUUACCUAUUUGACAAGAAAGGGAAUGUAUAUUUUCAUCAAACAGUGUUGCUCACUUGUACAUGCAAGUUGUCUCUUUUAUUGAUGAUGCAUGUUUGGACUUUGAAUACUUUUUAGUGUAUUUGUAGAUCUGGCUUGAAUAUAUUUGACUUCAGAAAUAAUGUAUUAAUUUAAGAUAUCUUAUUUUUUGCAGGAUGGAUUCGUUGCUCACUUCUCUGAUUCUUCGCAGUCACAAACCAUGUGGAAGAGCUUAUUCACUGUGGGAAGUAUCUGUGCUGCUGGGUUAACUCUGUUAGCUUUAAACAAGUAA
Molecule: messenger RNA, 2642 nt
Organism: Pocillopora meandrina
Lineage: Eukaryota; Metazoa; Cnidaria; Anthozoa; Scleractinia; Pocilloporidae
Source: the annotation of a GenBank genome assembly